This is a messenger RNA of Prunus armeniaca (apricot), 906 nucleotides long. NCBI's taxonomy places the organism in Eukaryota, Viridiplantae, Streptophyta, Magnoliopsida, Rosales, Rosaceae. The record is from the annotation of a GenBank genome assembly.
AUGGAACCUUACUCAACAGCGCAGCAGGAAGUGGUGGCAAGCUUGGCCUACCUGUCGACGAUCUGCCGGGAGACACCACAAAGGCAGAGUAUCCGUUUGUGGCUGUGGAGUUUGAUAUCUUCAAGAACACAGUGCCAACCAGCAGGGAUCCAUGUGGGAAUCGACAUCAACUCUCUCAAGUCAAAUAUUACCAUGCCUUGGAAUGACGAUAUUGCACAAGGAAAACAAAACAAUGUAUGGAUUAGUUACAACUCUAGCUCAAAAAAUCUUAGCGUUGCCUUCACGAGUUUUCUAAAUGAUACAAAUGGUAUCCAAGUGGAGAUAACCAGUUAUCUUUCUUACAUUGUUGAUCUAAAACAAUACUUGCCGGAUUGGGUCAUUGUUGGGUUCUCUGCUGCAACCAGUAAUGAGCUUGCUGUGCAUAAGAUCCUCUCAUGGAAUUUUACUUCAACUGCUCUGGUUGAUGAGGGCAACAAACCAGUAUUUCCUGCGUCAAUCCCCGCUGUUAAACCUAAGUCAUCAGGAAGUGCCAAUAUCAGACUCUUCAUUGGUUGGGUGGCGGUGAGAAGGAGAGCAGCAGGGGAACGUGAUGAGAACACUUUUGUUAAUAAACUGAUUCAUGAGAAACUUGAAAAGGGGACUGGCCCUAGGAAGUUUUCAUACCGUGAGUUGGUUCGAGGAACGAGUAAUUUUGAGGAGGGAGAGAAGCUGGGAGAGGGUGGAUUUGGUGGGGUUUAUAGAGGCUUCAUAAAAGACUUAAACUCAUAUGUUGCGGUUAAGAGGAUAUCCAGCGGAUCUAAGCAAGGUUUGAAGGAGUAUGCAUCAGAAGUGAGGAUUAUCAGUUACUUAGGCAUCGAAAUUUGGUGCAACUCACUGGUUGGUGCCACGAAAAAAGCUCGUCUAUGA